UUCAUCGUACGUACAUGCUGCCACACUUGAUUGGAUCUUUCCAUCUCAUAUUAUUUUUCUAUUUUUCCCUCCAUCUCGGGUGGAAAAAGAGGGAAAAUCGAAAGUCACCCGCGCCCCUAAAAAAAUAUCUUAUUUAUACUCAAAAUAUAUACGAAUAAUUAUUCACAUAAAUACAAAUAAAGCCCUAAAAAUGAUUAGCACAGUCUCAUAAGUUCGUGAUCGCUCAAAACCCUUAAUUUUGAUUUGAUAGAAUUCUCCAAGGGUGAAAUCACGCCGUCCUGAUCAGCUGAAAUUGAGAAGGAUAUUUGGGAAAUUAUAAAAAUUUAUUGGGAUUUUUGUGUGCGAUUUGCAGGAUAAAAAGUGAACAAAGAUGGGGCAUCAUCGACCGGCCACGAGGAGUAAAAAUAAGAGAAGUAGGCCUGACGAUAAUGCCGACACCACUUCUGAAAUUUUAGGGAAAAUUCUUUUGAAUGGUGAGGCGACUGAAGAUGAUAUAAAUAAACUUUACAUGAUAUUGAAGCCAGUUUGUCAAGGAUGUCGUGUGAACACAAAGGACAACCCCAAUUGCUUUUGUGGUCUCAUUCCACCUCCCAAUGGAAGUCGAAAGUCUGGGUUGUGGCAGAAGACCUCGGAAAUUGUGAAUGCCCUUGGUCCUGACCCGUCCGAGGACCUCCGAGAGUCCUUCGACUCACCCGCUGGCCUCAAGAAUCUUGGUGCAACUUGCUAUGCAAACAGCAUACUACAAUGCCUGUUUAUGAAUAAAUCAUUCAGAAAUGGCGUUUUCUCCAUUGAACCUGAUGUUUUGAAAGAGCAACCUGUAUUAGAUAAUCUUGCACGACUAUUUGCACAGUUGCAUUCUAGCAACAAGGCUUUUGUGGAUCCUGCACCAUUCAUCCAAUCGCUGGAACUGGAUAAUGGUGUUCAGCAGGAUGGCCACGAGUUCCUUACCCUGCUGCUAUCUUUGCUUGAGAGAUGUUUGAGCCAAUCAAAAGAUGCAAAGGCCAGAACAAUUGUACAAGAUCUUUUCCGUGGAGGUGUCUCGCACACAACCAGGUGUUCAAACUGUGGAAAUGAGUCUGAAGCUUCAUCAAAAAUAGAAGAUUUUUAUGAAUUGGAGUUGAAUGUUAAGGGUUUGAAGAGUCUUGAUGAGAGCUUGGAUGACUUGCUUAGCAUAGAGGAGCUUGAAGGAGAUAAUCAAUAUCUUUGUGAAGCAUGUGUUACUCGAGUUAAUGCUACCCGAAGCAUUAAGUUGCGUUCAUUGCCGGCUGUCCUGAAUUUUCAGCUCAAGCGUUGUGUUUUCCUUCCCAAUACUACAAUGAAGAAGAAAAUCACUUCUGCAUUUUAUUUUCCUGGAGAACUUAACAUGGCACAAAGGUUGUCUGAGCAUUCUCAUAAGGAUUUAAUAUAUGACUUGUCAGCUGUAUUAAUACACAAGGGUUCUGCUGCUGAUAGUGGACAUUACACUGCCCAUAUAAAGGAUGAGAACAUGGGUGACUGGUGGGAAUUUGAUGACGAACAAGUAUCAAAAUUAGGUCAACAACCAUUUGGUGGUAGUGCUUCGACUCGUGAAGUUAAAACUGCAAAAAAUGAGCCAGUUGACCAAUCCUCUUCUGCAAAGGAAACAAUGGUUCAUGUGGAUGAAAAUGACACAGAUUCUGGUCAGCUACAUUUGUCAGAUUCAAAUCACAACGGUCACGUAAAAACCUUCUCAUCCAGUGAUGCAUAUAUGCUAAUGUAUGUUCGUCGACAGUCAAAGAGUGGUGAAGCGACUGCAGGGCAGUCUUGUGAAACGAAAAUAGGAAUAAAUGGUCCUGUAUACCAGCAAUGGACAGGUAGUUCUCUUCCUUCCCAUCUUUCUGAAGAGGUUGAAAAGUCAAAUGCGAUGUAUCUGAAGUCUUGCGAAGAAUACAAGUCUAAAAAGGAAUCAGAGCUAAAUUGCAUAACAGAAAGGCGACAGGAGGUACGGUCAGUCCUUUCUGAAGCCCCUGUACAAUCACUUCUGAAGCCAUAUUUCUGGAUUUCUACAGAUUGGCUUCGUCACUGGGCUGAUAGCAUCAUUCCUGCGAAUAUUGACAAUACCACUAUACAAUGCUUGCAUGGAAAGGUGCCAGUUUCAAUGACUAGCUACAUGAAGAGGUUGUCAGCUGAAGCAUGGACCAUGUUGUUUUCCAAGUAUGAUGGGGGUCCAAGACUGUCCAAGGAUGACUACUGCAUUGACUGCAUCUUUGAGCUUGCUCGCACUAAGGCUCGUGCUGACAGCUAUAGGGAUCAGAGAUCACUGAUGAAAGAACUCGCAGAGGCAGCCCUUGCCAGGGAGUGUUUCGAUGGGAGACUGUUUUAUAUAUCUAAGACAUGGUUGCAGCAGUGGCUACGCAGGAAAAACAUAGAAUCUCCAUGUGAAGCUGAUUCCGGACCGACUGCUUCAAUUAGGUGCCCCCACGGGGAACUUAUGCCUGAUCUAGGCCCUAGUGCUAAACGAAUAUUGGUUCCGGAGAAUCUUUGGCAUUUUAUUCAGGAAAAUGCUAUGGUUGUGAAGCCAGAUGAUGAUGUGGGUUGUUCAGCUUUCUCUUCAGACUCUGAGCCUUGUGCCCUCUGCAGUAUUGAACUUAAAGAAGCUGUGUCUUCAGAAGAUACAUUAAGAGAGUUCAAAUUAAAGCAACGGCAGACUCAUGAAAAAUUGGCCAUGAAUAAAAAUAUGGCUCUUUAUCAGGAUAGCAGAUACUAUUUGUUGCCUUCAUCAUGGCUGUCAAAAUGGAGAAGUUACAUUAAUGCAAGUGGAAAGAAUGUUGUUUCUAUAGAACUUGAAACUCUGGACAGCGUGGUCGACAUGCUGAUGUGUAAAGAGCACUCUAGACUUCUGGAAAGGCCUCCUGAUCUCCUCUGGAAACGUGGGCUUAUUUUUCAGAGGGCAUCCACUACAGAUGCGCUAACCAUAAUAGCUGAAGAUGAUUGGAAAUUACUUUGCGAAGAUUGGGGUGGUAUCAUAUCCAGAGGAAUUUCUGCUAGAAUUGAGAUCAAUAAUUCCUCGGAAGAUGAUAUGGUUGCACCUUGUGAAGAGAUGCCAAUUUCUGAGGAGCAUGUGAAUAUGCAUUACGAAGUAAAUUUGGAGUCAUCUAGAAGGCCUAUUGUUAAGACAUCUCCUCCGGUCUGCGAGGAGUGUAUUGGUGAAAGGGAAAGUACUGAAUUGAUGAGGAAACUUAACUACACAAAUGAGGAUAUAUGUGUUUGUUUUGUUCAUGGCAAGGAACCUCCAAAAUCAAUCCUAGAAGCAUCAGGCAGCAUUUCAGAUCCGAAUCGCCGAACUUCCAAGCGGUCACGGAAGGCAACAUAUGGAAACUCUGUGAACCUAAAUGUUUCUGGAUCCACAUCCAUUUAUCAAUUGAAGAUGAUGAUAUGGGAAUCCUUUGGGGUUGUUAAGGAAAACCAGAUACUUCACAAGGGUUCCAAAGUAAUAGAUGGGGAAACAGAUUGUCUAGCUGACAGGAAUAUUUUUCCUGGAGAUGUCUUGUGGGUUACUGAUUCAAAGAUUCAUGAGAAUCGUGAUAUAGCCGAUGAGCUCUCUAACUCAAAUAUGGAGGUGCAAAAGGCCGAGGAGGGCUUUCGUGGGACUCUCCUCACAUCAAGCAUUUCGUCUCAGGCCAUCUCGGAAGCAUGCUUAAAUUAACAAAGUUAUGACCAUGAAGUUGGUUCCUUCAAUUUUGGAUGCUAGAAGUGAGAAGUAAAUAAUCUUCUACCAGCAUUUUCAAGGAACGAUCUUGGUCGUCAGAUAGCUGGUGCUUCUCCUUACAUAGACCUUCUAUGUACAAAUUGUUUUCAGAAUUUCUUUGUUAUGCAGGACAUAAUCACAUCCUAUAUAUCACAUGUAGCUGCAGUUUUCCUUGUCUGAUAGUGUGAUUUUUGUGUUCGAUCUUUCUACAUGGCUCAAUGCUCCAUUUCUAAGAGUGUUCUUCCUUCUUCAAAGCCUUGGCUGCUUUUUGUAGUGCUUUAAGGGCUCGGUUUUACUUGGUCCCAUUUAUGGGGACAAUUUUGUACAUUGCUCAUAUUUUCUGGAAAGCUGAUGAUCAAUGGGCAGUUGAUUGUAUAUUAUGACUAACUGGUGGUUUGAAUUCAUCAGGCGUUAUUGCAUAUUAUAAUAUCACAUCAUGUUGCUUUGGGUCA
This is a messenger RNA of Olea europaea var. sylvestris, 4158 nucleotides long. Its product is annotated as ubiquitin carboxyl-terminal hydrolase 26. The coding region runs from base 371 to 3664 and encodes 1097 amino acids. NCBI's taxonomy places the organism in Eukaryota, Viridiplantae, Streptophyta, Magnoliopsida, Lamiales, Oleaceae. The record is from RefSeq and is a predicted model, not a curated record. Gene Ontology annotation, cellular component: cytosol; nucleus. Gene Ontology annotation, biological process: protein deubiquitination. Gene Ontology annotation, molecular function: cysteine-type deubiquitinase activity; cysteine-type endopeptidase activity. The transcript has 14 exons.